Molecule: messenger RNA, 1774 nt
Organism: Syzygium oleosum
Lineage: Eukaryota; Viridiplantae; Streptophyta; Magnoliopsida; Myrtales; Myrtaceae
Exons: 2
Coding region: 211-363 (50 amino acids)
Source: RefSeq, a predicted model, not a curated record
GCUCCAUCGGGUACAGUUCCCACAGGCCACAGCGACUCACCACCAGCUGUAGAGCUCGAAUACCGUUCUUCCCGCCGAGAGCAGAUCCCGGCGACCGCACCCUCUCUUCGCCGUUAUAGGCAAUCCCUCGGCCGGCGAAGCCGGCUGGAAUCCGUGGAAACCCUAGAGCGAAUUCGGAGCGUCGAUUUGCCGGAGCUUCGUCUGCUUCCAAUGGCGAACCAGCAAGCAUCUUCAAGGCCGUGGCUCAUUGAAGCAGCGCCUUACUUGGUGGUUCUCCUCAUCGCUGCUCAUGUCUUCGCUUUGGUAUACUGGAUAUACAGAUUGGCUACGGAGAAGCAGCCUCAGAGAAGGAAGGCUCACUGAAGAACCUGUCGAUUUGCUAAUGAUGUAGCGAAGGUGAAAGUCACAGGGGAAUAUGGUGAUUAUGGUGGGAAGGAAUCAGUCACAUGCUCGAUUAGUAUCCAUUAAAUAUGCUGUAACAAAUGCAGUUCUCAGUCUCAUUGGCUUUGUAUUGAUGCAAAAUGUUUAGAGGCCUGGUAGCAUUGCUUCCUUCAACAGUCAAGAAAUCACCUGCUUGUUCUCGAGGGAGGAGAAGACAGGGAAAAGCCUCUGUUUUUGUAGUCCUUACUGAUAGUGAAAAGUCUCUUUCCCCCUGUUUUUGGGGUGAUUGUAGGGAACUAUGCAAGCUGCUGGGAGAUUGACUUCAAUCACUUUCUCCUUUUCUUGAAUACCAAUUUGUUGAUUCUCAUUUUUUCUCCUCUUGUAAUAUAACUAGCAUAGUCAUUCCAGAGGACAUUUUCUGUUGAUUCUCUAAGCGUGUGAACUUCUUUUGCCAUGUUUUACUGCAAAAUAAUAGAUACUUACAAGGAGAAUGCUUCCUCAGUCUCUUAAAUUCAACUGGCCUUUUUCUUUUUCUCCUAUGUGCAGAACUUUGCCCGAUUUGUUUAGCUGUAGUGUUUCCAAUCACACUCUGAAUAUUUAAAUUCCAUUGGGCUAGUGACUUCCUGAACUCUUUAUCUGUACAUCUAGGAAUUUGAACCUUUUGGUCUUGAAGGUGGAUAUAGUGUGUCUCAAAAGAGUGCUUAUGUUGUACUAUUUGUACAUAAUAGACUGUUUAGGGGAGUUGUCUGCGUUAUCUACAGCCUUAGCAUAGUGGAUCUUUGCAUCACGUGCUUGCUGUCUUCUUAUUUCUUUUCCUAGAUAUGUCUUGCUGCUUUACCUUCAUAGUUAACACGGUGGUUAGCGAUCCAUAUGACAAGAUGAUCAUGAUAAUACUUAGGUUUGUGUAGACCUGUCAAAAUGGGUCAUAAACCCAUUUUUUAACCCAUUUAUUAGUAAGUGGAUCAUAAAUAGGUUAAUUAUAUUUAGUAUGGAAGUGUUAAAUAUGGAAGUGUUUUAACAAUAUGGGUCGGGUCGGAUCGGGUAUGGGUCAAGAAAAUUACAUUGCGCAUAAAUGGGUCAUAAACAGGUUAAUGGGCCAAUUUGGGUUGGACCAUUUGUGACCCGACCCACCCAUUUUACACGUCUAGGUUUGUGUCUCUGAGUAGCUCGAAAUGAAUUUUUAAGAUUUACUUUCAGCUUUCUGAUCCGAGUGGAUACAUUUUGGGAGAUGAUGGUUACUUCUGUGCUUUUUCAAUGUGCUCACACUAGUGUCUUUUAUCAUAUUCAAAACAGAUAGACUGUCUCCUUGCAGUGAUGAGGAAACUAAUGGUAUCUAAUUAUACCGCAGGAAGUUUACAGCUCAAGGAUGAUCCAUCUUGGGGAAAAUUCAAAA